AUGUUUCAAUCUUCAAAUAAUUCAGAUAAUCAGAAUUCAAAUAUUAGUAUUGAUGUUUGUUUAAUUAAGAAAACUAAUCUUACCUGGUUUAGAGAAAAUGAAAAACCAAAUUUUCGAAGACCAAUUAUGUAUUCUGAUGACAAUGAACAUAUUACUGAAUAUACUCAAAUUAAGUUGAGUGAUAAACAAAAUGCUCUUCUUAAUAAAGAUCAAAGACCUUUUUUAAAAAAACAUGAAUUUGUUCUUGAUAAAGAUCAGAACAUUGUUGAUAAAAUUAGCAGAGAAUAUUUACUUGAAUUACUUUAUUCUGAAGUGAAAUUAUCAAACAUUAGAUUUAAAAACAAAUGUUCUUUUGAUUUAUGCAGAUGUGAUAAUGAAGUUUUAGAUAUUUUUUUAAAAUAUGCAUUAAAAAAAUAUUUAGAAUUACGUAAACAAAAAUAUAGAUUUAAUACUUGUUCUUGUUGUAGAAAAAUCGAACUUGUUUUUGUGAAAAAGACUAAUUUAUUUAUCAAAGAAACUAUCAAUCAUUGUGAUGUUUAUAAUUCAUCUUUUACUAAUCAAGUCAAAGAAGAUUUUAAGAUGAGAUUUCUUGAUCAUGAUUAUUUAUCAAAAUUUUUCAAUCAUUAUGGUAUUAGUCGUAAAUAA
This is a messenger RNA of Cetraspora pellucida, 645 nucleotides long. The record is from the annotation of a GenBank genome assembly. NCBI's taxonomy places the organism in Eukaryota, Fungi, Glomeromycota, Glomeromycetes, Diversisporales, Gigasporaceae.